Messenger RNA from Scylla paramamosain (green mud crab), 2116 nucleotides. RefSeq names its product pro-resilin-like. Lineage: Eukaryota; Metazoa; Arthropoda; Malacostraca; Decapoda; Portunidae. The transcript has 3 exons. Gene Ontology annotation, cellular component: extracellular matrix. The coding region runs from base 61 to 1371 and encodes 436 amino acids. The record is from RefSeq and is a predicted model, not a curated record.
ACCCGGGAAACCACCUGCCUUCUUGGGUAUAUAUGUUUGUACCCAAGUGAUGCUGUACACAUGCACCUCCUCGACCACCGCACGAUGACUGCUAAGGUGCUCCUCCUGCUGGCGCUGGCGGCAGCCGUCGCUGCUGAGGCAUCCUACGGGGACUCAAGUGAAUCUUAUGAAUCCCACGAGUCUUACGAGUCCGAGGUGCCAGCAUACGAUUACAAUUACCAAGUGAAGGACUAUUACGGCAACAACUUCGGCCACGGGGAGCAGCGAUACGGCGACGUGACGCACGGCUCCUACUUCAACCACCUGCCUGACGGCCGCCUGCAGACGGUCAAGUACGUGGUGGACGGCUACUCGGGCUUCCUGGCUGACGUCAACUACGAGGGUGAGGCUCACUACGACUCUGGCUCCUACGAAUCCGGUGAACGCUACAGGCCGACCUACCAUGCAGGCUCUGAUGAGUCAGGAGAGUCCCACGAGUCCACAUCGAACUACAGGCCAAGUUACUACAGGCCCAGAUACUCAUUCGGCUCCCACGAGUCUGGCGAGUCCAGACUUGGCUUUGGCUCUGGUGAGUCCAGAGAGACCAGAUUUGGCUAUGGCUCCGGGGAGUCCCGUGAGUCCCGAGAGUCCAGGUUCUCCUUUGGUUCUAGUGAGUCCCGUGAGUCCGCAGAGUUCUACAGACCGAGGUACUCCAGGCCACGGUACUACAAGCCAAGGCACUCCUUUGACUCACUGGAGUCUGGCGAAUCCAGGUUUGGAUUUGGUUCUGGUGAAUCCGGAGAAUCCAGAUUUAGCUAUGGCUCUGGGGAGUCCCGUGAGUCUGGCGAGUCCCGUGAGUCAGGAAAGUCCCUUGAGUCCGGAGAGUUCUACAGACCCAGGCACUCCAGGCCACGGUACUACAGGCCAAGGUACUCCUUUGGGUCACUGGAGUCUGGCGAGUCCAGGUUUAGAUUUGGUUCUGGUAAAUCCGGAGAGUCCAGAUUUGGAUUCAGUUCCGGCAAGUCCCGUGAGUCCGGGGCGUUCUACAGGCCAAGAUACUCCAGGCCAAGGUACUUCUUUGGAUCCGGUGAGUCUGGCGAAUCCAGAUUCGGUUUUGGUUCUGGUGAGUCUAGCGAGUCCCGUGGGUUCUACAGGCCAAGGUUAUCCGGGCCAAGGUACUACUUUAAGUCCCGCGGAUCCGGCCAGUCCAGGGUUGGCUUCGGGUCUAAUGAGUCCCACGAGUCCGGCGUGAGGCAUUACAGGCCCAGAUACCACUCCCGCAACUCCAGGUAUGGCCACGGGUCCCGCAGGUCCUACAGGCCAAGGUAUUACCGUCGCUUCCGUGGCUUUGGGUCUGGUGAAUCUGGCGAGUCGUACAGGGGCUCCUACUAGCCCACUGGUGCCCUUCGCGGAGUCACCACAGCGGGAAGAUCUCGCGCCGCCCCUCAUCACACCUUGCAGUUACCUGUCUUCUCUUAAUUAGAUCUCAAUUCGUCACGUGAUAUACCAAUAAUAAAGUAGGCUUGCACUAUGGUUGCGAUAAUGGUCCGUACUCGGAAACGCUUUAAGUGUCAUUAGGACUAUUUUCAAAUCUCACAGGUAAUUACUCGGGUCUUUCUUUAUAAGUGCUUUUCCCGUAGAUUACGCACAAUUUUCAUCAAACUAUCACUAGAAUUCCAUGGGGCUUUAAAUUGCCAGGAAGUUUAAUUAAACUCUGUUAAAAGAAGUUUAGAUACCUUUGAGAACACAGCGACGGUUGUACUUAUUGUUGGAAAAAUACAAUCUUGUCUGCUGACCGAGGACGCAUCAAGUGGAAUAAAUGGAAGACGCUCCUACAAUUACUGCAUGACUGGACAAUCUGCCUCUCUUCUGCUCGUUGAGGAUCAGUUGCCUAUGUAGCAGCAUCCUUUCAGCCCAAGCCACGGGAGGCUGCAGCCCCCUCAGCCACCACCCCAUCAUCCCAUCCCCACAGUUGACAACAUUCACUUCGAAGCGCGUCAUGAGAGAAAAUGUUACUAGAUUGUAAGGGAAGCUACUCUAACCUGAGAUGGUAUCAGUAAGAAGCUGCUGAUUUCUCAUCCACACAGCAAGUAGCUACUUUGUCAUGAGAUGCUGCCAAUAAAAAUACGUUAACUUG